Messenger RNA from Magallana angulata, 4842 nucleotides. Its product is annotated as natural resistance-associated macrophage protein 2-like. The transcript has 14 exons. Gene Ontology annotation, biological process: metal ion transport. Gene Ontology annotation, cellular component: membrane. Lineage: Eukaryota; Metazoa; Mollusca; Bivalvia; Ostreida; Ostreidae. The coding region runs from base 38 to 1774 and encodes 578 amino acids. Gene Ontology annotation, molecular function: iron ion transmembrane transporter activity; cadmium ion transmembrane transporter activity; manganese ion transmembrane transporter activity. The record is from RefSeq and is a predicted model, not a curated record.
AUUGAUAAUAUGAGCGAGGAUUUUCAUUAAGAACAAGAUGGAGGACCAGACAGGAAGUGGGGAGGGGGAGAGGGAGGGGUCGACAGCUCCAAAAGAGAACCAGCCAAUCAAAGCUAGCAGUGCCAGUACUACCAGUAUCGCCUCCACAUACUUCAACAACAAGAUUCCCAUCCCAGAGGAUGUACAGCAUCCUGUUUUCAGCCUUAGGAAGUUAUGGGCUUUUACAGGCCCCGGAUUCCUGAUGAGCAUAGCCUAUCUGGAUCCAGGGAACAUUGAAUCCGACCUCCGGUCUGGAUCCGUGGCAAAGUUCAAGCUUCUGUGGGUACUAAUGUCGGCUACGUUCCUUGGUCUCCUGAUGCAGCGUCUGUCCGCACGUCUGGGGGUGGUGACAGGGAUGCACCUGGCCGAGGUGUGCUACAGGAGUUAUCCCAGAAUUCCACGCAUUGUCCUCUGGAUAAUGGUGGAAAUCGCCAUUAUUGGGUCAGAUAUGCAGGAAGUGAUUGGAACAGCCAUAGCCUUUUACAUCCUGUCUGAUGGAAAAAUUCCAUUAUAUGCUGGUGUACUGAUUACAAUAGCCGACACGUUCACUUUCCUUCUCCUGGACAAAUACGGACUUCGGAAACUUGAGGCAUUCUUUGCCUUCCUCAUUCUUAUUAUGGUGGUUACUUUUGGAUAUGAGUACAUAAUUGUGAGUCCAGAUCAGCCGUCCUUGCUCCGCGGGAUGUUUGUCCCGUACUGUGAGGGGUGCGGUCCCGAGCAGAUACUUCAGGCCGUGGCCAUUAUUGGUGCUAUCAUCAUGCCCCACAACAUCUAUCUACACUCAGCUCUAGUCAAGUCUCGUGAUAUUGAUCGAACAAAGAAAGACCAAGUGCAGGAGGCGAACAAGUAUUUCUUUGUGGAGGCGGCCAUUGCUCUGUUUGUGUCCUUCCUCAUCAACGUCUUUGUCACCGCCGUGUUUGCUGAAGGAUUUUACGGAAGAAACGUCACACAAGUGUAUGACAGCUGUUUGCAAAGUGGAAGUCCCCAUGCUUCAGUUUUCAAUACAACAAAAUUGGAAGUUGAUAUAUUUAGAGGGGGUGUGUUUCUGGGAUGUCAGUUCGGGCUUGCUGCCAUGUACAUCUGGGCCGUUGGUAUUCUGGCAGCGGGUCAAAGUUCAACUAUGACUGGUACCUACACUGGACAGUUUGUGAUGGAGGGUUUCUUGAAUCUCAAAUGGAAGCGCUGGGUGCGAGUUCUGUUCACACGAAGCAUCGCUAUAUUCCCUACCAUUUUAGUGGCCACGUUCUCUGGAAUACAGGACCUGACCGUGAUGAACGACAUGCUGAAUGUGUUGAUGAGUCUACAGCUGCCGUUCGCUCUCAUCCCCAUACUCACAUUCACAAGCUCGGAAGCCAUUAUGGGGGAUUUUAAGAAUGGAAGGUUAAUGACAAUAUUCACGAGCCUGCUAGCUGUGGUAGUGAUAGGAAUUAACCUGUUCUUUAUAUCAGUGUAUGUCCAUAGCCUCCCCAAUCACUGGGCCAUGUACUUACUGGUGUCUGUCCUAGUCCUGAUGUACAUCAUUUUUGUUAUAUAUUUGGUUUGGUUUUGCUUAGUAAGCAAUGGAUUCCAUUUCUUUGAAAGAAUGCCAUGUCUUUCUUGCCUAAAACCCAGGGAAACCCCUUAUGUCCUGUCAGAGAGUAUCUCUGGAACCAGCCUUGAUUUCCAGGCAGACGCAACAGACUUUGGGUCGACGUCAGAGACGAGACCAGUCAGCGAAGAACAGGAGGAAUUUUAACAACUCACCCCGUGUAAUUGCAAUUAGGAGCUUUAUGAAUUAUUCGCUAGCUUUUUGUCCAUAAGCCAUCGGAGAUGAAAAAACUGUGUCUUCCAUAUCAAAUCUAUACCUCACACCAAUAAGAGAGUUAUGGUAAGGCGGUCCAAAGUUAAUUCUAUGUUUAACUUAAUCAGAGAGCAUAGGGUGUUGUUUUUUAUAAGUUAACAAACCCCUAUUUUGAUUUGAGUUUUUCUAGUUUGAUUUUACUCAAAUGCUGCAAUCUGUAGAAAUUUGAAUUUUUUUAGAGCACAUUAUGGACUAUAUAUCAGAUAUUCAAUGGGAUUGUAAGUAAAGAUAAUUAGUGAAGAGGUAGCCUCCAUGUAGCUUGAAUGCUCAAUAUAUUUUAGUUUAAUGAUGUAAAUGAAUAAAAAUCAUUUGUUCUAAAAAUUUGUUUGUUGCCCUCCAUCAUAGGUUUGGUAUUUUGAAGUGACGUUAAACAUAGAAUUAACUUUGUGCAGCCUAAGUGCUGUUAAAUGUUAUUUUUGUAGACGCAUGAAAUAUUUUUUUUUUACCACGAAGGUCAUUUUUUGUUAAUCAAGAUUUAUGUGUGAAACAGGUGCUUUUACUGCCAAAAACAGUUCAGGUUUUUUUUUCAUCUCUUUUUGUUUUCUUUGAAAUGAUUCAACUUUUCUUCAAAUUUACAUAUUAAAGAUAUCCUCUGCGAUUAAGAAUUUGAAAAUACCAAAGAAACUCUUACAUAUUACAGUUAAAUAACAGCUUUACUUUUAAACAUUUUUAUGAAUUGUUAAAUGAAAGUUUUGGAAACAAAAAAGUUGCCGAUUUUUUUUUCUAAUUGAAUAAAAUCAGAUACAUGUAUAGUGUAUAUCCUUUUCUACGUGAGUGAUAAUUAUACUCAAAUGUUUGAGAAUGGAAAAAACAUAUUUUCAUGACAAGUACAUUUAAACCUAUUCACUUUGAUUUGUAAAAUGUUUUCAAUAUAAAAUUAAUGAUAUGUUUCAAUAUAGAUCAAAGAUAUUUUUUUCUAAUGAAGCAUUGGGCCAGACAUUCCAUAAAAUGUGAUAUAAUAUUGUAGUUUUUAGUCAGUGUUGUUUUAACAAAGUCUGUAGGCUUAUUCUGUGAUGGAACAGAGUAGCACUUUAUUAAAGUACCGCUAUGUAAUAUGCCGAUAUUAGAAAGUUGAAUCUCAAAUAUAUUUUAAUUAUUAGAGAUAAUUAUUUAUUCUUAUUAAUAUAUAUACUUUAAUUGUGGCAUAUACUCAAUAUUUAAAAGUAGUUACAUUAACUAAUAAAUUUUCCUUGUCAAUAUCGUCAAUGGAUGAAUCGGAGAUCUGUAGAUUUACAAUGUACAUGUAAUUGGUGCUUGGUAUAUCCUUAGAGGGUUAAGUUUUGAUUCAUUUGAAGUUUUAGAAACCUGAACAUGUGAUAUAUAAAUCAUGUUUUUCCUAAAUACAUAAGGGUGUUUAUCAUAGUUAAUAAGUUCUUAAACAUAAAUGUGUAACAUAGAAAUACUACAUGAUUGUAUAAACCAACUUUUAUGCGCUUUUACAAUGUAUUUGCAAGCUUUUCCAGAAUAUAUAUAUCAUCACAAUAUUUCUCACUGCCAAGUUGACUUAUAUAUACACAGUAUGUCAUAUUUUGUUAGAGGGAAUGAAAUAUUUUGAAUCAGCACAUAAUUAUUCUAAAUAUCUGUCAUAUUGGCAAGCAACAUCUGCUAGCUUUAGUUUUGGAUACCAGUGUCCAUUUCUUUUAUAAAAUGAUUAUUUAAACGAUGAAUAUUACUUUUAGAGAAAACAAAUCUUCCAUUCACAAUUUGAAGAAAAAGAAGAAGAAUGCAUAUAUAUAGAACUCAUUUUACUCUCGGCUCCAUUGCAAGAAUAAUUCAAAGCUAAUUAAUUUCAUCGCUAGUACAUAUUGUACACGUAUGUAGUAAAAUAAUGUUGCUGCGAAUAUUAUUUGGUUUAUAUAUGUAGUACUGUUCAAUUUUGUUUGUAACAGUCACUGUAAGUUUUAAAAUCUUUAUCUUGUGCAUUAAAAUGUCUCUCGUUAAGAUGUGUAUAUUUAUACCAAAAAAAAUAUUCUGUUAAUCUCUUUAACUGUUACUGGGUUACCGAUAUGAGAUUUGAUUUUGAUAUGAAACAGCAACAUUUUAUAUGAUUGAGAAAAAGUCCAGAACAUCUCAAUAUACAUUUAGAUCUGAUAUAUAUUAAUAUGCAUUGAAUGAGGUGCAAUAUUUAGUUUACUCCAUUAACAGUGUUGGUGAAGUCUUUCAUGAUUUAUUUUUUUAAAGAUAUCGACUUUUUUGUUAUUUGUAUAUUCAUAUGUUACUUGCAUGUAUUUCAUAGACAGUUAAUAAUAUUUCUGCCUGUGUUUGAUCAAAACAACUUCCGUGUAUAUGUUUAGUUUUUUCCCCAAUUUUGUAAUAAUACCAUAUAUCCAACCUUUUUUGGAGAUGAAUAAUGCUUCGCUAUUAUCCUGGUAAUUUUGAAAUUGCAACUUGCAGAAAUUUUGUUGGCUAUAGUUAAAAAUUACAACAAAAAUCUCUAGAAUUGCAAGAAAAUGACUUACCGAUUUAAAGAGUUUUGAUGGAUAAUUUAUUUUUAUAAAAUUGAAAAAGAUUAAUAAAUGGUAUUUUUUUUCCAAUAUGAAUAUCUUAUUUAGUUUAAAUGAAAGAUGAACCUAUCAGAGAUUAUUUACACACAGAAAAGUUUGUUUAAUAUCUCAAGCUACGAUGUUUCCCAAAAACUUAUUGGAAAACUGAAAAUUAUUUAUUAUAUAGAAGAAAAUGAGUAAUUGUCAUUUUUUUGGAUUGUUUCAAAUGCAUGUACAUGGCUAUAGAUUUAGAAUGUAUCUUGCAUGUCUAACAACUCAUUUUGAAACCGCAAAACGAUCUUACAUUGCCAAAAAACUUUUAAUCAAGUCCAUUCAAGAAUGUUCAAUUCAAUUUGAAUCAUUUGUAGUUCAGUUUUGUUUACAGGAGUGUAUAUGCAGUUGCUUUGUUAUGAUAAUCAGAAAGUGCUUAUUCUGUUUUUUUCUUUGUUGAUGAUUUUAUUAAAAAUUGCGGGCAUUUUA